This is a messenger RNA of Zygosaccharomyces rouxii, 252 nucleotides long. RefSeq lists its product as uncharacterized. The record is from RefSeq and is a predicted model, not a curated record. Lineage: Eukaryota; Fungi; Ascomycota; Saccharomycetes; Saccharomycetales; Saccharomycetaceae. The transcript has a single exon. The coding region runs from base 1 to 252 and encodes 83 amino acids.
AUGGUUUUUCAUUGCUUUUCUCCACCCUCCUUCUUGGAACCUAAAUAUCUGCUCGAUCCAGUCUCCUGUUGCAGCCUCUCUACUUGCUCAAGAAGGACUGCCAUCUUCUCUUCCAUGGUAUCAAGUUUAUUUUCAAUCUCAUCUGCCGUGUGUUCACCUUCUUGCAGAGCCUUCCAAGCUUGUGCAAAUUCUUUGGGGUCAACACCCCUAUUAUUGGUAGUAUCCUCCACGGUCAUACAAGAAAAUGUCUAA